AUGGCCAGCACACCUGCUCCGGCUCCAUUUGCUUCAACCGCCGGUGGAUUUGGUGGAUUUAGCCAGCAGUUCGGUGCCCCACCGAACAACUAUGCACUCCCCAACAGCAGCCUAGGCAAUGCCCCUGCUGCCUACCCACCGAUGGGUCAGGUGAACUCCGGAUACGGCUCCUCUAGCACCUCCCACUCUGCCGCCUCAUUCGCCAACCCAGCGACCCAGGCGGCAUUCACUGGUGCUGAUCACGGUGUGCCCUCGACUAGCGCCUCCAACGGUGCCUUCUACGGCACCGAGGGUUCCAGCGACCCCUUCGCCUUCCUCUCGAGCGGGCUUGGCGGUCUCACUGUUUCGGAUGAUCCUCACUCUCGCCGAAACGGAGCUGGAGCUAACAAGUCUCCUGCUUAA
Messenger RNA from Penicillium pulvis, 402 nucleotides. RefSeq lists its product as uncharacterized. NCBI's taxonomy places the organism in Eukaryota, Fungi, Ascomycota, Eurotiomycetes, Eurotiales, Aspergillaceae. The coding region runs from base 1 to 402 and encodes 133 amino acids. The record is from RefSeq and is a predicted model, not a curated record. The transcript has a single exon.